AUUUAGAAAUAGUUUUGAAUAGUACCAGGAACGAGACGGGCCGCAGUGGAACUUUCGCCGCGUUUAUUUCUUUCAGUGUAUAAAUUUUUGUGUUUCGGUUCGAUCGCAGAGAAAAAGAAUCGAUAAAUCGACGGGGAUUCGCGAGAGAUAUCCCGCGAUUAUUUUAUUUAUUUUACACGCUCGUGACGCGUAUACCAGUCGUAUAAAUACACGCUCGUCGAGCGAAACUCGCGAGUUGCCAUCAAGCAGGCGAGCGAAUUUAUUUUCCAUUAAUUUCACAAACAAUUUUCGUGCUUAAAAGUGCUUCAAAAAACUCACUGUUAGGAUACGAUGAAGGGCGAACUGUUGCGAACGACCGUAUGGGCCCUUUGCGUCGUGACGGCGGCGGCGGCGGCGGCGGCGGAAAAUCGAUACGCCGACAGACGACACAGAGCAACAGAUUACCAUAGAGCGAAUCCGGAAGACGCGGCGGCCCGUUGGAAGCGGGCGUACGCCGCCCCCUGGAACGGCGAACACUCCGAAUACCAAACGUUUACUAAGUUUUCCCUGUGGAAACCCCCGAUGUACCAAAUCAACGGAGCCUACUACAUCCCGGUGCUGGGCGAACCGGGCAAAGUACCGAUGUACUUCGCCCCACAGCCCUUCAACCCAUCGAACGUGUACCCGACGAAGAGGAAACCCUUCGUCGGCCCCCCGUACUUACCGCCCCACACCACCGCCGCCCCCACGGACGAGGCCACCACCAUGAAGUUAGCCUCGAGGUUCGAGUUCGACGACGACGACGACCGCCCCGUGUGGAACACCAUCGACAGGGAGCCGGCGCCGGCGGCGGCGGCGCCCACCAGGCCGCCGGCGCCGCGCCAACCGCCGCCGCCGCUCGUCCACCGCCCCAACACCAUCCAGCUGUCGGCCCAAGACGAGGAGGCCAUCAAGGCCAUCUUCGGCGACGAUUCGCCGCCUCCGAGGGUGGUUCCCAGUACCCCUAGAACCACCACCACCACCACCACGACGACGACGCCGCCGCCGCCGGCGCGACGCCCCUCGGGGCCGAGCAAUUGCGUGUGGGCGGUGGUGUCGUGCUGUUCGGCCGCCUCCAGCGCCUACCCGGAGCGGUGCUUCGAGCAGAGGGGCUGCCCGGGGCCCUUCUGGGGGGCCAGCCCCUGCGACACGGAGUUCGCGAAGGCGGCCGUGGAGGCAGCGUUGAAGUUCUACGAUCAAACCCCCGAAAAGGACUCCGAAGGACCUCCGAAAUCAUGCAUCUGUUUACACAACACCAAACUCACCAGCAGCGCAAAAUGGAAGGACCUUCCUGCGAAGGACCUCCGGCAAUCCGGAGAGCAAUAUCGUCCUGUGGAGCGCCCGAGUGUCCUGCACGAAUCCUGCCCGAUCGGCCCGUCGAAAUUCCGCGACAGGACUAGAAAGGACGAGGACGAGCGUUCCGCGCGGUGUCCUUUUCAAGGAUUAAUGUGCCGAGAGGCUGUUGCGCAGCCCGGAGGACGAAUCGCGACUGCUGGCGACAUCCUGCGGGGUUUGUUAGAAGGGUCCUGGAGAGACGAUGCAGGAUUUGUGGGGAGUUUUGGGAUUCUCCUAAUUGAAAAGCAGCCGUCGCGAAAAUCCUGCAAAUCCCUCGAUUCUCACACAGCGAGUACAAAAUCGUUACUUACGACUCACACUGUACAUGUACACCGAUUCGACAUGCAUGCGAAAGGAAUCGAUACCGCCGUAGUACCAGAUAACAAGAUUUUUUGGAUUUUUCGGUACCGCCGGUACCUUCAUAUUCUCAUUCUCGAUACGAUGCUGGUCCUUUGCGCCCUGAUCGCCGCCUACUCGACGCCGGCGCUAGCGACGGCGGCGCCGCGCCCGCCGCCGCCCGACGACGAUCAAAUGAUGCGACAGGGGAUGAUGAUCGGGCCGCCGAUGAUGCCGCCCCCGCGACCCAUGAUGACGCCCGGGGUGAUACCGAUGGGACCGCCCAUGUUCCAGCCGAUGCCGCCGCCCCCGAUGAUGGGCAUCAAUCCGGCUUUGGAGGAGAUGAAUCCGGAUUUGGACAGCGAGGUGAUAUCGGUGGUGAUACACCACAAUUUCCACAAAGAAGAUUGCUACCAGGACACCCAGUACAACGAGAUGGGCGCCUGCCAGGGCGACUACAGGGUGAUCGCCUGGCACCACGGCAGGUGCGUGGUGCGCCCGUACGGCGGCUGUCACCCCACCCGCAACAACUUCAAGUCGUACCUGGAAUGUCUGACGACGGCCGGGCUGGUGUGCGGCGACAUCGGAGGCGGCCUCAGCGAUUCGCUGAAGGAUUUCCUGGCGUCGUGGUGUCCCAUUUCGUUGGUGUGCAAGAUGCUGGGGUUGAUGUCGGUGAACGGGCAGGGUAUUAGGGAGUCGGAGGUGCAACGGUUGUUUUCCACCAUAAGGCCCUAUUGAGGCUCUAACCGACCUGCUGCUGGUUGUAUGAUGUAAUGUGUAAUGAUUGAG
This is a messenger RNA of Phyllotreta striolata, 2478 nucleotides long. NCBI's taxonomy places the organism in Eukaryota, Metazoa, Arthropoda, Insecta, Coleoptera, Chrysomelidae. The record is from the annotation of a GenBank genome assembly.